UAGUCCAGGUCCUGAAUGCCAUCUUUAUUUACAUCAUCUGCUUGAUCAUCUUCACCGUCUUCAAAAAGGACAAACACACGCUAUAUCUUCUUCGCUCACACACUGCUGAUUGACUGCCUGUACUUAAUAGUGGCUAACAUCUUGCUCCUACUUAGUUUCUUUGCAGUCCCCAUGCAAGUUGCAGUGUGUAUUAUCAUCUGUGUGUUUAUGAGUGUAUUGACCUUUGCCACGCCRCUGACUCUGACAGCCAUGAGCCUGGAGCGSUAUGUGGCCAUCUGCAUGCCUCUGCGCCACGGAGAGCUCUCCACUGUACGCAGAGCCAUUCACUGCAUCCUACUCAUCCACAGCAUCAGCGCCAUACAGUCCAUCAUAAUGGUCUCCAUCUUUCUUGCCUCAGUACCUCUGGGGUUUUACACUCCGGACAAGCAGUGCUCAGUGGAGAUGCUUGUUGUACAUAGGUGGCAGGGUCACAUUAGAUCAGCAGUAAGUCAGUUCUACUUUCUGGUCAUGUCCAUCACCAUUGUGUUUGCCUAUGCUAGAAUAGUAGCAGUUGCUAAAGAGGCAUCAUCAGACAGUAAGAAAUCUUCCUCUAAAAGUCGUAAAAUGGUGAUCCUCCACGCCAUCCAGCUGUGAUGCCCAAUCAUCUAGGCGGCUAUCUUGCAGAUUCAUUUCAGAAUUUUUAUUAAUGUAAGGUACUUUGAUUAUAUUGUUUUUAUUCUGGACCCACGAUGUCUGAGUCCGCUUGUCUAUGGCCUAAGGGAUGAAAAGUUUUUAUGUAUUUUGUGGAUUGAAACAGAGAAUAUUUGUUGAUAUUUAAAUAGCUGAUUAUAUGAA
This is a messenger RNA of Salvelinus sp. IW2-2015, 834 nucleotides long. NCBI's taxonomy places the organism in Eukaryota, Metazoa, Chordata, Actinopteri, Salmoniformes, Salmonidae. The record is from RefSeq and is a predicted model, not a curated record.